Centrocercus urophasianus (Greater sage-grouse) is the source of this 2616-nucleotide messenger RNA. RefSeq names its product homeobox protein Meis2-like. Lineage: Eukaryota; Metazoa; Chordata; Aves; Galliformes; Phasianidae. The coding region runs from base 1 to 1341 and encodes 446 amino acids. Gene Ontology annotation, molecular function: DNA-binding transcription activator activity, RNA polymerase II-specific; RNA polymerase II cis-regulatory region sequence-specific DNA binding. The transcript is spliced from 9 exons. The record is from RefSeq and is a predicted model, not a curated record. Gene Ontology annotation, biological process: positive regulation of cell population proliferation; hemopoiesis; angiogenesis.
AUGCGGAGAGCGGCGGCGGAGGAGCUGGGCACCGGCACAGGGAGCCGCAUAGGGAGGGGCCGUCCCCCACCCCGCAGAGUGCUGAGCUGCUCCAUCGCCGUCCUGAGUCCGAUUUCCCACUUGGGCCGUGCGCUUCACCAGGCUGCAAGCGUUCCUCGCUUCCCCGUUGUCGCUGCAGGACGGCCGCACUGUGCCCUGUGCAGCCGUGAGCCGGACAGGGCAGAGCGGGGGGCUGCUUUCGACGGAGAGAGGAGCGGCGGGUUCUGCAAGCUCUCGGGUCCGAGUUUAGCUCCAAAGAAGGCCGUCGGAACUAAGAGGGGCCGCUGCCGCCCGUCCCACGAAGCGGCGGUGCGCGCAGCCCGGCAGCAGCGGCCCGGAGCGGGUGCGCAGCGCAGCCCUCCCGCUGGGAACUGUUUGCCGAUUGUAAAAACCCUUAUCCGCAAUGAGGAGCAAUCAGCUCCCGACUCUGGAGGUUUCCUUUUGUUAAAGGAAGGCACAGCCGAGCAGACAGCGGUUCCCUUCAACCGCUUAUGCCAUUACCGCCAGGAGUUGUGUGUAGAGCCCGGCAGAAAGCCCUCCUGGAACAGAGACCACGACGACACAGCAUCGACGCGUUCCGGGGGAACCCCUGGGCCCUCCAGUGGGGGACACACAUCGCACAGUGGGGACAACAGCAGUGAGCAAGGUGACGGCUUGGACAACAGUGUAGCUUCCCCCAGCACAGGUGAUGAUGAUGAUCCAGAUAAGGACAAAAAGCGACAUAAAAAGCGUGGCAUCUUUCCCAAAGUAGCCACAAAUAUCAUGAGGGCAUGGCUGUUCCAGCAUCUAACACACCCUUACCCUUCAGAAGAACAGAAAAAGCAGUUGGCACAAGACACGGGGCUCACUAUACUUCAAGUGAACAAUUGGUUUAUUAAUGCUAGAAGAAGAAUAGUUCAGCCCAUGAUAGACCAGUCCAAUCGAGCAGUAAGCCAAGGGACGCCCUACAACCCCGACGGGCAGCCAAUGGGAGGCUUCGUGAUGGAUGGCCAGCAGCACAUGGGCAUCCGAGCGCCAGGGCUGCAAAGUGUGCCAGGGGAUUAUGUGUCUCGGGGUAGUCCAAUGGGUAUGAACAUGGGACAGCCAAGCUAUACCCCGCCCCAGAUGCCCCCCCAUCCCGCUCAGCUGCGUCACGGCCCCCCCAUGCAUACCUACAUUCCUGGACACCCUCACCACCCAGCGAUGAUGAUGCAUGGAGGACCACCCCACCCCGGAAUGCCCAUGUCAGCAUCCAGCCCCACAAUGCUUCAUCCCGGCGAGCCGGCGGCGAGCGGACAAGUGAUGGACAUUCAUGCUCAGUAGCUUAAGGGAACGAAUGCGCGCUGUCCGCAGAGACGGCGGAUUUCAAACAUUGUCUUUCUGCAAUGACUAUGGAGUUCCAUUCUUGGCGUCGACUUUGGACCAAGGGACGUUCCUAUUCCUCACAGGGACCCUGACAAGCAGGAAAACACCGACUGAAGUCAACUUCUGGGGACAUGCUAAAUACCUAUAUAAGACAUUAAGAGAACAAAGAGUGAAAUAUUGUAAAAUGCUAUUAUACUGUUAUCCAUAUUACGUUGUUUCUUAUAGAUUUUUUAAAAAAAAAUGUGAAAUUUUUCCACACUAUGUGUGUUGUUUCCAUAGCUCUUCACUUCCUCCAGAAGCCUCCUUACAUUGAAAAGAAGCCUUACACUCAUCCUGCAAAUGACAGAAAGGGCUUAUUUGCAGGAUUUUUAGAGCAUUAAAAUAACUAUGUCAGGCAGAAGAAUCUUUCUUCUAUCCUAGGAUUUCAGCCAUGCACACUCUCUCUCUCUCUCCUCCUCCUCUCUCUCCCCCUUUCUUCCCUUUCUCUCCCUUUCUCUCCGUCUCUCUCUCUCUCUUUCUAGCCCGGGGCGUGAAUUUGCAUGUCUAAUUCAUUUACUCACCAUAUUUGAAUUGGCCUGAACAGAUGUAAAUCGGGAAGGAUGGGAAAAACUGCAGUCAUCAACAAUGAUUAAUCAGCUGUUGCAGGCAGUGUCUUAAGGAGACUGGUAGGAGGAAGCAUGGAAACGGAAAGGCAGUGUAUCUGAAGCCUAAUUGUCACAUCAGAGCAUCGUUGUCCCCAUGCAGCAACCACCACCUUGUACAUCACUUCCUGUUUUAUGCAGCUCGAAACAUGGACUGAAGAUUUAUUUUUAAUAUGUUGACUUUCUUUCUGGGCAAAGCAUCGGUCAUGUGUGCAUUUUUCCAUAGUCCCAUCAUGGAGCAUUUAUGUAUACAUUGUAAAUAAAUUUUGUGCAAAAAGGACUGGAAAAAUGAUCUGUAUUAUUGCAAUUUUUUGUAAAAGUAGCAGUUUGGUAUGAGUUGGCAUGCAUACAGAUUUACUAAGUGGGAUAAGCUAAUUAUACUUUUGUUGUGGUUAAACAAAUGCUUGUUGAUAGCCUUUUUCUAUCAAGAAACCAAGGAGCUAAUUAUUAUUAAUAAUAAUCAUUGCACACUGAGUCUUAGAGUUUCUGAUUGAAACAGUUUGGAUUGUAUAAUAACUCAAAGCCCAGUUGUAGUAGUUUGAGUGCAGUAAUGAAAUCUGAAUCUAAAAUAAAAACAAAUUAUUUUUUGUCA